CCUAAAUCUCUACAUACCAUGAUUCAAUUAAGAAACAUGUGAUCUACAAGCGAUUCAUUGUGCUGUUUAUUGUGUAUUUGUAUGGGCGCUUUGUAUGAAUCACCUUUAUGGAAUGUGUAUCUUUUAAUUGGUCGAAUUAGUAUUAGAGUAUUUUAGCCAUUUAUAUUCAUUCAGACUACACAUUCAAUGAAGUCCAUACACAUAUUUCAUUCAAACUGGCCAAUUUAUUUGCUAUUGGUUCAUACGUCUUUGUCUAAUCUGAUCGAUAAAGACAAUAACAACAAAUUUUUAUUGGUUAAUGAAAGCUAUUUAAUUCAAUAUUCUUCAACUGUUAUUGUUAUUAUUUAUUGUUAUCGUGAUCACCACUAUUGUUACUUCAAAUUGCUUACACACACACUAUGACUGGUUUAAUAGCUGCAAAUCAAUAUAACUGGAAAGACACUAAUCUUGCUCUAUUCGGUUCUGAUGUUGAAAGAGCUGUUAAAAAGGAAUCUGCUGAGAAAGAACCUGCAUGGGAACCUGUACGAAAAGUGGCUUCUCCGACGCUCAUGGUGUGGCGUAUCAAGAAUUUCAAAUUGGAAGUUGUUAGACCUGAAGAUGUUGGCAAAUUUUUCCGUGGUGAUUCAUAUAUUAUAUUGCAUACAGACAAGCUUGGAGAGGAAUUAGUAUAUGAUGUUCAUUUUUGGAUUGGAAGAGAAAGUACAGCAGAUGAAUAUGGAACAGCAGCGUACAAAACCGUGGAGUUGGAUACUUUUCUUGAUGAUAAAGCAAUACAACAUCGAGAAGUUGAUGGAUUUGAAUCGGAAUUAUUUAAAACUUAUUUUAAUCAUUUUGAAACUUUAGCAGGUGGUUAUGUCAGUGGCUUUAAUCAUGUUAAACCGAAUGAAUAUAAACCACGUCUACUGGUGUUUCAUUCUAUUGAUCGUAAACACAUGGAAUUGCUUGAAGUACCAUUUUCACGACGUUCACUUGAUUCAACUGAUGUAUUUAUUUUGGAUAUGGGUAGUGAAGCAUUUCAAUGGAAUGGACGUGGUUCAAGUAAAGAAGAAAAAUUCAGAGCCAGUCAAUUUCUACAACAACUUGAAUCUGAUCGUAAUGGACGAUGCAAAACUGAGGUGAUAGAUGAAGAUGAUGCUGAAGGACAUAAAAAGUUCCUCAGUUAUCUACCAGAUGUUGAAAUCCCAGAAAAAGUAAAGAAAGAAGUUGGCAAUAAAGCUAUUUACAGAGUGUCAGAUGAAAGUGGUAAAAUGGAGAUUACACUUGUGUGUGAAAAUGCUCUGCCCAAGUCUUCUCUAUCAUCAAAUGACGUCUUCUUGAUUGAUACUGGUAGUUCUUUGUUUGUUUAUAUUGGAGAGAAAUGCAGUCGACGAGAAAAGUUGGAUGCUUUGUCGCAUGCACAUGAGUAUUUACAAAAGACAAAUCAUCCAUUUGCUCCAAUCACUGUGGUGUCAAAUAAUCGUCCAUCUAAAGAGUUGGAAAAAGUAUUGGAGUAAUUAUUAUUAAAUGUCUAUUCGUAUUAUUGGCUAAACAAGCCCGAAAUCAUAUUUAUGAUGUGCCUCAUUAAAUUUACUGCGCAAGAUAUAUACUACUUAAAUAUAUAUUAUAUAUAUACUCAUAUUUACCUUUGAACGCUUUAUAUAUUUAUUUCUCUACCUAUUCUGAGGUUAUAUUCCAUUGUGCCUAAUAAUAAAAGCUUAUUGAAAGCA
This is a messenger RNA of Trichobilharzia szidati, 1706 nucleotides long. Lineage: Eukaryota; Metazoa; Platyhelminthes; Trematoda; Strigeidida; Schistosomatidae. The record is from the annotation of a GenBank genome assembly.